Staurois parvus is the source of this 324-nucleotide messenger RNA. Lineage: Eukaryota; Metazoa; Chordata; Amphibia; Anura; Ranidae. The record is from the annotation of a GenBank genome assembly.
AUGUGAUCAGCUGUGUCCAAUCACAGCUGAUCACAUAGCACUGAUGAUCAGUGUGCUCUGAUGAUCAGUGUAGCCCCAGCAUUGCCACCUGUCAGUGCACAUCAAUGCCACAUAGCAGUGCCCAUCUGAGCUGCCAGUCAGUGCCACCUAUCAGUGCUGCCAGUCAGUGCCUCCUAUCAGUGCGCGUCAUUAGUGCCAGUCAGUGCCACUUAUCAGUGCCAUAUAUGAGUGCUGCCUUUCAGUGCCCUUCAGUGAUGCCUGAAAUACCCAUCAGUGCCACCUACUAGUGCCCCCUCAUCAGUGCCUCCUCAUCAGUGCGCAUCA